Aspergillus campestris IBT 28561 is the source of this 5825-nucleotide messenger RNA. Its product is annotated as putative SNF2 family helicase/ATPase. The coding region runs from base 266 to 5755 and encodes 1829 amino acids. NCBI's taxonomy places the organism in Eukaryota, Fungi, Ascomycota, Eurotiomycetes, Eurotiales, Aspergillaceae. Gene Ontology annotation, molecular function: ATP binding; ATP hydrolysis activity; ATP-dependent chromatin remodeler activity. Gene Ontology annotation, cellular component: nucleus. The transcript is spliced from 2 exons. The record is from RefSeq and is a predicted model, not a curated record.
GUUCCUGCAGAGCUCCAUGUGGCCUUGAUUCGGCUGGCAUUUUUCCUCCCCGCUCUAAUUUUAUCUCCCAGCAUCUUAUCGGAGCCGCGCUUUGAUAAUAUCUGUUAUCGAUUCCACCUCACUCUCGCCUUACUUGCAGCGUCUAACGCGCCUCUUGUUGCUUCUCUUCAGCUCUCGGAUCUUCUAUGAUGCGCUUCUACUUUUGGUGUUUACCUUACUGAUCUCUCACAUGACUUGAUCGUUUCAUUAAUGUAGACAUUACGAAAUGCAGGUUGACGGUGGUGACCCUCUCGACUGGACGGUCGACAACGUGGUCGACUUCCUCUGCCGUAGUCCCGAAGCACCAUGGUCCCGGUCCUCCUCGCAAGCUCCCCGUCCGGACCCCGUCUCCUUCGAAGCCGCACUCCGGGAAAACUUCAUCACCGGCGAGGUCCUCCUACAUGAUGUCGACAAGAAUACCCUGCGGGAUGACCUGGGGCUGCGGGCCUUGGGUCAUCGGAGCUGCAUCUCAAUGGCUAUAAGGUACCUACAGAAGAGGUCUCAAAAGUUUCAAGAGUCUCUCAGCCACAGCCCGUUGGAUGACCCUACCAUUGGUUCCUCAAGACGCCCGUCCUUUUCAUCCCCCGGAAUCUUCCGACAGCCCUCGCUCCCUGCCCACUUCAAUCCUCCGAGUCACUCUACAACCCCAAAGACACAUGUACAGACAACGACCAAUGCGUUGACUCCAUCUGCAUCUAUGUCCGUGGAUACCAAUCCCGUCACCCCGCAAAACCCCUUUUCACAGCCGAUAGGACAAGUGAGGGGCAAGCAGACUGUUCCACCCGAGAAACUCCCGCCUGGAAACGAGGAUCGGCAAGCUGACCGGCGGGAUCAGAUCUUAGGGACGCCCUCUACAUCACAUCGGACGGUAGAAAACACACCCCCUCCGGUGAACGCGCGCCGCCAAGAGCAGAUCGUGGUUGACGCUCAUGGCAAAAAACGGCGAAAACUAGAUCUGGGUUCAUUGCCCGAUGUCCCGGGGAUACGCGGAUCUCAACAUCCCGGAACCCAAGCCAAGGAAUGGUAUAUGGGACCAGGCCAGAUUACGAACGCCCAACUCUUCCAUUCGUCUGACCCAGGUGACAGCGAGGAUUCGUUUGUUGUUCUAGGAUCUGGUUUCCCUGCUCAACGCACUUCUGUCAACAAACGCCUUGCCUACUUCUAUAGACAAAAGCGAAUCAAGCUAAAGUCGAGUAGUGACUGUGUUCAAUGGGCUAUCAUCCCCUACAAGCUAUCGGAGACAAAGGGCCAGAGACUUUUCACUUUAUAUACGGCGAAGGAUGGAAAAGUAUCUGUUACCAAGGAACCCAUAGAAAAAUGGCCGGAGCUUCGUAAACUUCAGGAAGCCACAGCGGUGGCAGAUCUGCACAAGUCAGGUUCCGACCCGUUCCUUCAGAGCAAUGAACCCCAGAGCCACAAAUAUGACAUCCUCCUCCAGAGGUAUCCACCCCAGGAGGAGGAUGUCUUACCUCCGUACGGAGAAUCCGGCUCGGAGGGGGAGUUCGAUGACAAGACCUGGGAGGAAAUUGACGACGAGCGCCAAGACCGAGUCCCUGAACAGGAGAAGGACCUCACAUCCGCCGAGCUCGAACCCCUCAUCAGCCAAUGCAUAUCAGACUACGAGGAUAGGUGGAACCAAAUCGCCCGCCCCAGGCAGGAGCCAAAGGCCCGGAAGAUCUGGCUGAAGGCUAGACGGCAAGGGCGCGUGGAUCUGCAAAUCGCCGCCAUCACCCGAGACAUCGGUUUUCUGGAAAAGCGGCUCGGCGGGAUAGAGAGGGAGAUCUGCAAAAGCCAGUAUGGUUCAGAGUCGGAGCUAAAAACGCAGUGCCAAAGCUUGGAGCAGACGAUUUUCGGAAUCCAGAGCCAGAAAUGGCGGAUUGGGGUCCUUCAGCAGGAGAAGUGCCCCCCGAAGGUCUCUGCUCCUCCACGGCCUGCGCCUAAGAAAAAGCCCAAGAAUGCAGAUGAAGAAUCUCUCCAUUCAGAGACAGACGAGUCGAGUGAUUCGCUUGAUGAUUUCAUCGACAAAUCUGACCUGGAUAGCCGCGCUGGCCCAUUCCUCGAGACUCCCGCAUCACCAGCUAGGUCUGUAAGUUCCCCUUCGGAAACUGAUAGUGAGGGUGGCAUCAUCAGCCCCUCUGGCAUUCGGCGGCGGACUUCGAUGCAUCGCGUCUUUGCCACCAGUUCCUCGCCGUCGUCUCCGGAGCGCAUCUCGUCACGAGACUCUCAGUCACCUCCAGCGGCAAGUCAACCAGCGGGUGACCUGAUCGAUCUCACAGUAGACUCAGCUGAGGAAGACUUGGAAAUCGAGACACCGCCACUUAACCCGGUGCAACACAAAGUAUCCAAGACGGCAGGUAAUAACGUCAAGGCUGAGAGGGCCCCUUCCGUGUCUCCCCCACCUGAUCUGGGCCCUACAGUAGCAUCUAAGGCUGCACGGAAAACGUCCUCCCGGGUCCAGGUUGUGAUUCCCCAACUGAAAAAGCCGCGAAAUGGCACAGAAGCGGAAACACCUCUUCCGGACCUUAGCGAUCUCGGUGCAAUACUUGAUAUCCCUUGGUCGAAGCUCGAAGAGCGCCGCGACCGCCGUAGGCUGUUAGCAAAGAUCAUCGGGAGCUUGGCCGAUGACUUUCGAUUGGCCAUGACAGACGAGGUCCCUAAGUAUGGCGUGACUCUUAUGCAGGAAUAUGUAGAUACUGCAUUGGAAAUCUUGUGUCAAAGCCAGGACACGUUCCCCGGUGUCGACGAAAAGCAAAGCCAGUUCAUUAUGCGAACGGCAUCUUUCUACAUCUCGUGGGUCAACUGUGCUCAGCUCCACAAAGGAAUUAGGCGACACUACAUCUUGGAGAGCAUAGAUGAACUGAAGGAUAGUUUCGCCGAGUUUUAUAACCAGCUAUGCAAUCGCCUGGAAGCCUACCGCAACUGGGUCAGGCCACAGCGUAAGUCGAAGGCACUUGGGGAUGUAGCAAGGUCAUCUCAAAAGCCGUCGGAUAGCUCCGAAGGGGAACUCGCCGAAUCUGCACACACCCCCCACAAGAAGCGGAAGAGGGAAGUCAAAGAAAGCUUGACGGCGAAGAAUACCCAAGCCAGCGCCAAAAGACGUGUUGCUGUUCAACAUGAACAGAGAGAGAAGUUGAAGAGGAAAAUGGGCAACAUGGGCAUCAGUAAUGAUGAUCCAGCCCACCAGGUUGUCAGCUUCGACGACCCGGUCCUCUAUCUGGAUCCCCAUAUUGGCCAGGUCGUAAAACCCCACCAGCUGGAGGGCAUCCAAUUCAUGUGGCGCGAACUGAUCAGAGACGAGACCCAGCAGGGCUGUCUCCUUGCCCACACCAUGGGCCUGGGGAAGACCAUGCAAGUUAUCGCGCUGUUGGUCACGAUCGCUGCCGCAGCAUCUUCCAAUGACCCGAAGGUCCGACAGCAGGUCCCAGAAGCGUUUCACCGACCUCAGACUCUGAUCAUCUGCCCGUCAUCUCUGAUCGAGAACUGGUACGAGGAGAUCAUCCUUUGGGCUCCCCAGGACUCGGGGAUCGGACUCACACGCAAGGUGACGAGCGCCAGCCCGCCUCGAGAGAGAAUACAGUUGAUAUCGGAAUGGGACCAGGAAGGCGGCAUACUGAUCAUAAGCUACAAUAUGUUCCACGCAUGGAUCUUCAACAAGGAGACCAAAAAGAGGCCGCCUCCUCUCACUGAAGAGGACCACGAGAACGUCAAGAAGUGGCUCUUGGAAGGCCCCAAUCUUAUUGUUGCAGACGAGGCGCACAUGAUGAAGAACCGAGCAACGGCUGCCUCCAGGGCUGCGAUGCAAUUUCGCUCCAAAAGUCGAAUUGCAUUAACUGGGUCUCCGCUCGCUAACAACCUGGUUGACUAUUUCACGAUGGUUGAUUGGAUUGCCAAGGGGUAUCUGGGUGAGUUCGUGGAGUUCAAGGCCAAUUUUGUCGAACCGAUCGAACAGGGUCUCUACCUGGACAGCUCACGUCAUGAGCGACGAAGGUCUCUUGUUAAGCUAAAGGUGCUCCAAGGGAUCCUGAACCCCAAGAUCAAUCGGGCUGACAUCACCGUGCUGGCGGACAAUCUGCCGCCGAAGGUGGAAUUUGUCCUGACCGUGCCGCUGACCAAGGUGCAAACGGAUGCGUACAACCUCUAUGUAGACACUAUCUUGCAGGGCAAAGGGGACAUUGGGAACGCCAAGCUGUGGUCUUGGCUAGCUAUCCUUUCGCUCUGCUGCAACCACCCGGCCUGCUUCCGUGACAAGCUGCUGAACCGAGCCAGCGAGGCGCGGAAAAUCGACCAGAAGCUGCGUGAAGUCGAGGAGCUUCCCGGCGACGAGCCAAUCGGCCAGGCAGGUCUUCCGGACUCAGAGAAGCUCGUCAUAGAACAGGAGAAACUCUUUGCCAGCAUCCCGGAUAUGAUGGCCGUGGGGCUCUCGUAUCGCGCGCAGAUUCUGGACCGGAUCAUUGAGGAAUCCGUCCGUGUCAAUGACAAGGUCUUGGUAUUUUCCCAUAGCCUCCUCACGCUCGAUUACAUCGAGCACGUGUUGACGCUCCGGAACCGAAAAUAUUGCCGACUGGAUGGGAAUACCCCUGUCCAGAGUCGCCAGAUGGCAACAAAAAACUUCAAUACCGGGGUUGAUCAGCAUGUUUACCUGAUCUCGACACGCGCGGGGGGCCUGGGUCUGAACAUCCCGGGCGCCAACCGCGUCAUCAUAUUUGACUUUGCUUUCAAUCCGGUGUGGGAACAACAGUCCGUCGGACGUGCGUAUCGCCUAGGACAGAAGAAGCCUGUCUUCGUCUACCGCUUCAUCUCCGGAGGCACCUUUGAAGAGAUCGUGUACAACAAUGUCGUCUUCAAGACCCAGCUUGCCUUCCGUGUGGUUGACAAGAAGAAUCCUAUCCGUCAGGCGUCCAAAUCCCCGGGAGACUAUCUCUUCCCAGUCAAGCAGGUUCCCCAGGAGGAUAUUUCCGAAUUUAUUGGGAAGGAUCCCGACGUGUUGGAUAAGAUAUUAUUGGAACAGAACGAUGAAGAACGGUCCAUCCGGAAGAUUGCCCUGACAGAGACGUUCCGACGGGAAGACGACGAGCGGCUGACGGAGGAAGAGACCAAAGGUGUUCAAGAGGAACUAGACGACGAGCGCCUGAAGCGCACCAACCCGGAAGAGUACGCCCGGCGGAUUUCCGAAAGGCAGAGGAGAUUGAUGGCCGAGGGUCCGACCCCCAUCCUCGCCGCUCAAACCCACCCCGGACUAUUCCAGCCUCCCAAUCGACCUGCACAUGCCCCGCCGCCGUUUCCCAGCCAGCAGUCCCUGACUAUUCCGUCGUCCUCCGUGCCGACCCAUGCGCACAAUGUCGGCCCGCCGGCUUUGACCCCGGACACCAGCGUCUUUAAGAACCGGCCCGCAUGGUCGUCCCCAGCAGCAGGUCUCACGUCCUUUCCAUCUCCCCGGAAUGAGCACGCUGCCUACUCGUCUGGUUCUCCGGGUGCGUCCAAUACAGGCACGCCACGUUCUCUGCAGCAGCCACCCAACCAGGGAGGAUCCCCAUCGACCCAAGCGCCGCGGACAGGCCCGCACGGGCCCAGUCCCCUACAGCAGCCACCGGGACUACCACCACAGACCCUGGGAGGGCAGACCGACGGUGCCGACGGAUCGGGAUCCCAAAGCCCAGAGUCGGACGAGGAGGAGCAGCGGGAUUAUUGGACGAGUCCCAGCUGCAAGACGCAGUAGAUUCUACUCUACAUCUUUUUGCAUUGGCCCUUAUUCACUUUAUUUGUUGCAUAUGAUAUCCCUGUACAUG